GUAGCUGCUGGCGAGGAGGGGGACGGAGGGAGCACCUUGCUGUGCGUGUGAGUGUGCGCGCGUGUGCGAGUGCAUUUAUUCCCGACAUUCAGCGUGUGAGGAUGAACGGCGCAUAAGGCUGCUGCUCAGUGAGGAGAGGAUAACGCUGAAGAAGGAGUGUAAACUCCGAGACGCGGAGCGCUUGUGCACACGCUCUCUCCUCUGCCUCUGCAAAGUGCUGUUUCACCCUUGUUUCGUCGCUCGCCGUCUCUGCACCCUCUGGGAGCUUUGGAGAGCACCUGCACUGAGGCGCAAGGCUUUCGCCCACAUUCCAGGGGAUUGCACCAUUAAGACGCACAUCGUUUUUGCCAAGGUCCAGGAUGGUGCUCACUCUGUGUACAGCUGGGCGGCAGAUCCUCUUUGCUCUGAUGCUGCUGCUCUAUUUAGGCUUGGGUGAAGCCUCCUCCAUAGUGAACAUGCGUAGGAUCAUCCAUCCUACAGUACAACAAACACUGGCAGGCAAAGCCGUCCUCCCCUGUGUCUUCACCCUCCGGACCAGCUCCUCCAGCCAGCCUCCCCACCUCCUGUGGACCAGGCUCCCAGCGGGGGGACAGGGUGCUCGUCCUGAGCAGAUUGUACUUUCAGUUAAAGGUGAUGUAAUCAAGGUGAAUAAGGCUUUCAGUGGACGGGUCAUGCUGCCAGGAUACCCUGCCAAUCCCCUGAAUGCUACCAUGGAGAUCUCCAGUCUCCGUACCAACGACUCAGGCACUUACCACUGUCAGGUUGUCAUGGGUAACGACUAUGAGAGAGACACUGUGCCCCUGGUGGUCUCCGGUGUGGUGUUUCACUACCGGGCUCCCAGCGCCCGUUACUCCCUUUCAUUUGCCGACGCGCAGCGGGUCUGCCUGGAAAACUCUGCUCAGAUCGCCUCGCCGGCCCAGCUGUGGGCAGCGUACUAUGACGGCUUUGCCAGCUGUGCAGCCGGCUGGUUGGAUGAUCAGACCGUCCGUUAUUCUGUCCAGCUGCCAGAGCUUGGUUGCUAUGGACACAAGGAGUACUCCGCUGGAGUGAGGAAUUAUGGGAAGAGGGACCCGAAAGAGCUGUUUGAUGUGUACUGUUUUGCAAAAGAACUGGAUGGUGAGGUGUUUCACUCCUCCGUCCCGGGCAGGUUGUCUCUGUCUUCAGCCUCAGACCGCUGCGUGUCCCUCGGGGGUCAGCUGGCCACGGUAGGGCAGCUUUAUCUGGCCUGGAGAGCAGGCCUGGACAGCUGCGCCCCAGGCUGGCUGUCUGAUGGCAGUGUCCGCUACCCGGUGACCUGGCCUCGCCCGGAGUGUGGAGGGAGCCAGCCGGGAGUCUGCACCGUCACACCCAACAGCACUGCUGACAACACCACAGCGUUAUAUGAUGCUUACUGCUACAGAGGUAAAGUGAAGAAUACUGGCUCCAUCUCUCAGAUCUACACCUCCCUGUGGAAGCCCUGGAGCUACCUCACAGGCUCAAGUGAUGCUGACUCCACAGGGACAGACAAGCCCGACCUGACUACACAGCAAACCAUCACUACCAGAGGGUCCUCAGAUGCUUUACCUUCCAACUGGACAGGGUUGGUUGACCUUGAAGAGGAGGCCGCUCUUCACAACGCUGAUGCUUCCACAGACCCCUGGUCUUCAGAGUCCUCAGGGUCCUAUCUGACCCUCCAGCUGAUCCCAGGACAGAGCUCCUUAGACUGGGGAGAGCUGCUGGAGCCUGGACCUGAUUCGGAGGAGUUUCUCCGACCCCCAGUUCACCCAACUCCUGCUGAGAAGAAGGUGAUCUCAAAGAUUGUCAAGUCCAUUUGGAAGCCUUGGAACUACCUGGUGGGGACUGGAGAUGAGGAGGGGACCCGAGCACCAAACGGACAGGCAGGGAAGGAGGACACAGCUACCACAAAGACUGAUCCAUCCAACACAUCAUCACCAGGUUUGCUUUCUUGGGGAAGUUCAUGGUUCAGCAGUCCCCCAGAGGAGAACGCUUCACCAGCCAGUGAAGACUCACCCACUCGUCUGGCAUCUACUUUGGCCGCCUCCGGUAUUCCUACGACUACAGAGAGCACCAAGAGCUGGGAGAGUUCAGAGACGCACACUUUCACCGCCUCCAGCUCUGCACCUGAAAUUACCUCAUCCAGCGGGGAUACCUGGGUCCGUGUUGAAGCAGAGACCACAACCCAGCCGGGUGAGAAGAGGGAGGAGACAGUGACCUCCAGAGCAAGCGGAAGAGGAGGCAGAGGAAGGGGGAAGAAGAACAGAGGGGAGGACAGGAGCAGAGGAGAAGAGAGAGGGAGAGGAGAGGAGAAGGGGAAAGGAGAAGAUGAGGGGAGCGGAGAAAUCACCGGAGCAGAGGCAAAAGGGGAGAUACAAGUCUCACGACGACCGGUUGGAACAAGUAAACCGAGAGAAAGAUCCAGAGAAAGAUCUAGAGAAAGGGGUCACAGGAAAGGACAGUCCACUACGACCACCACGACUGCCACUACCACCGCCAGUCCUCCAGAGCCCACAGUGAUGACCACUCCUGGGUCAGAAAGUGUUGACUUUUCUACGUCCGAAUCCCCGUCCGCUUUACCAGCAGAAACCCCGUCCCCGUCGAUCUCACCAGAGCCAUAUCAAACACUGUCCUCAUCUCCAUCGCCAUCAACCUCACCAUCCCCGUCCGUCUCAGCGUUUAUGUCCUUUUCUCAAUCUUUGCCAUCUCAGUCCCCGUCUCUUUCCUUUUCCUCCUCCCCCUCUCCAUCCACUGAUGCACCAUUGUCGACCUCCCAAACCCCAUCCCUCUCACCCUCGCCAGCAUCACCCUCUUCCCAGUCCCCAACUCAAAUGGUUGGAUCAGGAGACCCAUCUCCAUCUCCUCUCUCAGAGAACCAGGACAGCGCCACCAACCCCCUAACAUCACUUCAUUGGGUCCCAGUGGAGAAAGCGGGUCACAACAGCUCUCUGGAUUAUCCUCCAUUACUGUCAGGGCCCUCGGAUGAGGAGGAGCCUGCUUGGUCUCACUCUGUGGGCUCAGGGGCCCUGUUACCUGGCAACAUGGAUGAGGAGAGCAGCAGAGGAUCAAACAUCAGUACCAUAACUCUGGGCCAAACGAUGGAGGUGGAGCCCUGCGUGACAAACCCGUGUCUGCACGGAGGAAAGUGCCUUCCUCAGGGAACGGGCUACAGCUGCUACUGCCCACAAGGAUACACCGGGGAGAACUGUGAGAUUGAUGUUGACGACUGCCAGUCCGAGCCAUGUGAAAAUGGAGGCACUUGCAUUGACAAGAUCGAUUCAUUCCUCUGCCUCUGCCUGCCCAGCUACGGAGGAGACACAUGUGAGAAAGACAUAGAAGGUUGCGAGCAUGGUUGGAGGAAGUUCCACGGCCACUGCUACAGGUACUUCACCCACAGACACACCUGGGAGGAUGCAGAGAAAGACUGCAGAGAGCACAGUGCCCACCUCAGCAGCGUCAUCUCUGCUACGGAGCAGGAGUUUAUCAAUGGUCUGGGUCAUGACAACGCCUGGAUCGGACUGAAUGACCGCACAGUGGAGGAGGACUUUCAGUGGACUGACGGGAAUGAUCUGGUAUAUGAGAACUGGAGGGAGAGCCAGCCGGAUAACUUCUUCGCAGGCGGCGAGGACUGCGUGGUGACCAUUGCCCAUGAGGAUGGCAAGUGGAACGACGUGCCCUGCAACUACAACCUGCCCUACAUCUGCAAGAAAGGCACAGUGUUGUGUGGGACCCCGCCCACAGUGGAGAACGCCCAUUUAAUAGGCCGCCGGAGGUCACACUAUGACAUCCACUCGGUGGUGCGCUACCAGUGCUCUGAAGGCUUCUACCAACGUCACAUCCCCACCGCUCGCUGCCGGGCUGAUGGGAGCUGGGAGAGACCCAGGAUCAUCUGCACAAAGUCCCGGCGAUCACACCGGUACAGACGCCACCACCACAAUCAGCACCACGAGCGCCGCAGCCACAGGAGACACGGAGGAGAGGGACACAAGGCCAGAGAGGACGCACACAGCUACUACUGAACCAAAUAACACAACGUCUGCGAUGCCUAGGUGCUAACUGUGGCCCAUAAAGAAAGACAGUAGUUCACAUCACUCUCAUUUCCUUUCCUGCUUCUGACCAUGCUCUCUGUUUAGCUGACGAAUAAGGUUUUCUUACUCUAACAUAAAGUAUAUCUCCAUGUCACCGAGUUCGGGUGUUUUGAUGCCUCUUUUUUUGUUUUCACUACACUUCCUUUAACCCGAGGUCCAUGCGAACACUAACUGUAACACUAACUCUUAUUAACAUCCUCCCUCCCUAACGUCUCAGUACAGUGAAUCCUUCACCUGUCUAUGAACUAAAGCCCUCUAGACUGACAGCGGUGUGUGAGCAUGUGUGAGCGUGUGCAUGUAAGAGAGAGACUUACAGAAGUGCUGAGUCACAUUUUUCUUUUUUUUGUAAAAGUUUGCUUGUUCUACAUGAAAAAUGACUCUCAUCCUAGUAUUCUGUUUACAAAGCACAGAUGUGAUGAUGCAAGAUAGCAUUCAGUCCUUGAUAACCCUGAGCUUUUUGUAUGUGUACUGUAGGUGUUACUUUUUUCCAUAGAGUAUAGCUGGUCUGUCUUAAUCUACUGACAUGCUUUUUUUCUGAUAUUUGCUAUGUUUUUGUGUAAUGUUACUAUUUAUUAUGAAUCAUUUGCUAGUGAAUAUGCUUUCUUUUUUUACUUAUACUUCAGAGAGCCGAUGUAACAUCGUUUUUCUAUACCAGUAUAUAAGUCCAACAAUCAAUAACAAAAUUAAUCAUGAUUGCCUCUAAUCUCUGUAUUGUAAGUAUUGUGGUGUUUGUUAUUGGCUGAUCCCUGAUCAAUAGCUGGACCUUGCCCAAUUAAAUAGACUCCCCUGUUCCCAUAAGCACUCUCACCUAAUAAAUAUGUCCCAUUGGCAUAGUUAGUUUGGAUGGGAUUAUACAAUACUUUCGUGAGAUAACCACUUGAUUGUAUCUGAAUUGCUGAAUACUUUCAAUCUUUGCACGGCUAUAUUUACAUGAUGGGUAGAAUGUCACAAUUUUUUUGUCUUUGGUCCCUUUGAUAUUUGAUCGAUCAUCCACUUUUUUGGUGUUCUUAUGACUUUUUGUCCUGCUGUUGUAUUUCAUUCUUAAUAAAGUGAGAAAAAAAUGAA
Molecule: messenger RNA, 5147 nt
Organism: Seriola dumerili (greater amberjack)
Lineage: Eukaryota; Metazoa; Chordata; Actinopteri; Carangiformes; Carangidae
Gene: ncan
Product: neurocan
Exons: 20
Coding region: 360-4013 (1217 amino acids)
Biological process (GO): cell adhesion
Molecular function (GO): calcium ion binding; hyaluronic acid binding
Source: RefSeq, a predicted model, not a curated record